CAACCUGCCGGAGUUCUACAUGGGGCAGCUUAAAGCACUAAUGUGCUCCCAGCCGGUGCCCUCAGUGAUGACCUUCACCAGCCAGCUUUGUUUUGUCAGCCAGCAUCAAACACUCAAAACUGUCUCUGGUUUCUGCUUCAGUGAGCAGGUGAUGCCCCCACCCCACCCCCUCACUCACCCAGUCUUGAACUUCUCUUCCCUCUUGCUUUGAUCUACCUUUGUGGUUUUGGUUCCAGACCAUAAUUUGGUUUUACCCCAAUGAAAGCCCAGUGGCCCGUUACUUCCUUCUUAGUGUCCUCCAAGGUCCCAUAACCAAGGUGACGCUGAGUCGUGUUUUUACAACUUUUUCCUUUCCCCACUCCAAGGCUUGUCUUGUCUUUGGCCAUAGGAUCGCUGGUUUGUUCUCACGCACAUUUCACUUGUGGAAACCUUUGAGUGGUCUUGGCUUCUGCUUCACGGGAGGCCAGAUCUCCUGGGUUUAGACUUAAGUCUAAUGGCGAGCCUGCGGUCAGGCCUGAGGAUGCAGUUGGCCUGUGUUUGGAACCUGCAGGAUAAGGAAGCCUGUGUGGGUACCAACAAUCAAAGCUACAUCUGUGACACAGGACACUGCUGUGGACAGUCUCAGUGCUGCAACUACUACUAUGAACUCUGGUGGUUCUGGCUGGUGUGGACCGUCGUCAUCAUUCUGAGCUGCUGCUGUGUCUGCCACCACCGCCGAGCCAAGCACCGCCUUCAGGCUCAGCAGCGGCAACAUGAGAUCAACCUGAUCGCUUACCGGGAAGCCCACAACUACUCAGCGCUGCCCUUUUACUUCAGGUUUUUGCCAAACUCUUUGCUACCUCCUUAUGAGGAAGUGGUGAACCGACCUCCAACUCCUCCCCCACCGUACAGUGCCUUCCAGCUCCAACAGCAGCAGCAGCUGUUGCCACCUCCUCCUCAGGGUGGCCCUCCAGGUGGCAGCCCCCCAGGAGCUGACCCGUCACCCCAGGGCUCCCAGGGAGCGCAGAGCAGUCCUUUGUCUGGACCGAGCCGAAGCAGCACAAGACCUCCAAGUGUCGCAGAUCCUCAGUCCCCUGAAGUGCCCACUGACCGGGAAGCCACCAAAGCCUCUGGGAUGGAGUCUGGUAGCCCUGUGGCCGGCCACGGGGAGCUGGACCCGGGUGCCUUCCUGGACCGGGAUUCCGAGUGCAAGGAGGAGCUACUGAAAGAAUCACGUUCUGAGCGUGGCGGCGUGCCCCCUGACAGCGAAGACAAGACCCCCGGUAGGCAUCGCCGCUUCACAGGUGACUCAGGCAUUGAGGUGUGUGUGUGCAACCGGGGCCACCAUGACGAUGACCUCAAAGAGUUUAACACGCUCAUAGAUGAUGCUCUGGACGGACCCCUGGACUUCUGUGACAGCUGUCAUGUGCGGCCCCCUGUUGAUGAAGAGGAAGGGCUCUGCCUGUCCUCGGAGGGUCAGGCUCGGGAGCAUGGGCACCCCCACCUGCCACGGCCGCCUGCAUGUCUGCUGCUAAACACCAUCAAUGAGCAGGACUCUCCAAAUUCCCAGCACAGUGGCUCCCCAAGCUAGGACACGCCCUGCCUGCACCCAGGAGCUCGACAACAACCAGGGUCAGGGACACCCACGAGAAAAGCAUUAAGUGACUUGGACAUGUGGCCCGGCCACUUUGUCCUCUUUAUUUUUUUUCCCCCCUCCUGUCCCACCUUGCCCACAUCUCCAGGUACAAAUUCAGGAUGUGGAUGCCUCCUCUCCCCACAAAAGCACAGUGUUCUAGAAGACGGAGAGGCUGCUCCUGUGACUCAUCCCGUACCCCCCUUUCAGAGCUGUGUCCCACCUACCUGCCUGGCUGAGAAACACGCGUUUGCAAAGCCCCCCGAGGACUGGGGCUGGACUGUGCCCUAAGGUGGUUCUCAGCGGUGACGGAGUGGAUUCUCGAGAGAACCGUGUCUCAGUCUAAGAGACACCGUUUCUCUUGGCCCAGAGUGAAGAAGGAAACCCUCAGGGGCCGGGGGAUUGUCACCGUGGCUGCCAGUGGCUGCAGAGCACUGGUCUAACCCUGUGGGAGGGUGACAGCUAGUCAGGGUAGUGAGGGACUCGCUGAGCUGACAAGGCCCAGGCAGAAAGUACAUAUCUGUGCGUUGUAGAGGGGACCCUUCCCAGCCUGGUUCAGGUGUCCAUGAUACUACAUUCUCUGGGUUUUCCUUUAAAAACAAGUAACAAAGGCUGGCAGGAAACAGCCAGACCAGUGGGCAGGCAGGGACUCUUCGUUACAAGGGAAUUCUGCUGCUGCUCCCCAGGCUGAGUCCCCAAGAGUCUGACUACCAUUGGGCCAGGAGGAGAGAGCCUGAACAGGCCUGGUGGCGGGAGCCUUGGGCCUUCCUUCGCUUCUGCCCUUUGUCCGUGCCCCUCCUGAACACAGUCUGCGGUCUCUGUCUCCCUGUCCUCUGUAAGCAGAUGGACUGAGGAAAUUGUGUGUUCAGGGCAAGGUGGCCUCAUAGCCUGGUUCUCACACAGUAUUUCCUCUUGCGUUUGACUUAAGUCUGUUGUUUGUGUCCUUGUUUUAAACUGACCACUUAGAAGGAGCGCCUUGGUUACCUGUGGUUCUCGUGGCUGCUCUGCCCCCAGCCUCGUGGAGAAACAUGACUCACUUUCCUGUACAGCCUGUGUAAAAGAGUCACCUGGGUAGGAGGUGACCGCUGCCUCCAGCAGACCUCGGGGCCUGGUUACUGUCGUCUGGCUCCGGAGACCCAGUCAUGCUUUGUCAGGAAAGAGGAGCAGAGACGAUGCCGCUGAGAGGAACAUUCCCCACCCAGCCCUGCUCGUGCCAAGAGUUUGGUUCCUACCCUGCUCUUGAACGAUGAUGGAGAGACUUGGCGCCACUAUUAUGGUGAGAAAGGAAUAAAAAGGCAGACAACCCAAGUCCACAUGUAAACACACAGACCCGAGGCUGUAAGGUGAACGCGUGUCUGCAUUUGGAUACCACAAACCAAAAUCUUUGUCGAACAAAAGUGAAGUCUACACAGUGAUGUUGGAUGGCUUGUGUGUGUGUGUGUAUGUAUGUGUGUGUGUAUAUGUGUGUGUGUGGUAUGUGGCCCCGAGCCCUGUGUUUUCUGUGAAGAUACUUUGAAUGGCCAUUCUGCUCACAUAUAACCACAUGCCUGGAGCACGUAUGGCCCUCUCAAGGUAAUUUAUUUUAUACAUUUACUGUUUACCGAACAAUCGUCUGACCGUACUCGGGUGUAUGCAGCAAUCUCGUCGACGGCAUGGCCUGUGUUUGCCAGCGACACUGCCCUCCAGAAAGGUUUCUUCCUCAGCUCGCCACUGCGAUUUGCACACUGCUCCACGGGCACUCAGAGGCCUCCAUUCUGUUCCCUGUGCGUGGAAACAUCCGGAACCAGCCCCCCCUCACCCACCCCCCCCAUUGGCUUCAGACAGGAGCUUGAUUGGGUCUUGAGUUACAAGCACGAACUGGUUGUGGCCCAGACAUCGGCCUGUCCAGGAUCAACGGGAGUCUCUGGCCCCAUGCACAGCUCAUCCCCCAAGAUCCAGAGAGAGGGCUGGUGCGUGGUCAGAGGGGCCCGAGCUGCAGCCCUCCUGCACUUCCCAGCUGAUAAUCUUGUUAAAAUCCCAGACAACUCACUGCAGUGUCUCAGAGGCGAGUUCAGUUUUCCCAAAAUGAACCCCUCGUUCAUUAACUGUUUGUGAGAUGGGACCCUCUCCAGUUUUGUUGCCCUGGCAGAGUGAGGGGGCUGGCCCGAGUGCCGACUAGCUUUACUGAAGCACCCACCAUGAUGCCCGAGCCACAGUCUGGCCCUGCUGCUGUAGGCCACCCUGAUGCUCAGAGAGAGCACCGGAAAAGUGAGUUAGGGGCCAGGGAGACUUGACUGAGUUGGGUUUCUAGGUAGGAAGGGUUAGGCAGAGGGCUUGGUGCUACGGUCAGAUUUGCAGCCGCUAACACAUUCCUGUGUGAGGCCACCACCGUCUGCCAGUUAUUGUGAAUAUGUGUAUUUUAAGCAAUAAGAUUCAGUUGCUCAGACUGCCCUGAGCGGUCUGGGUGACGAUAUCCUGUGCUGUGAUUGUCCGGAAGACAGAGUGGCUCCAACCACUGUGAGAAACCCCAAUAAAAUCAGUCUCAAGUGUUCUA
This is a messenger RNA of Mus caroli (Ryukyu mouse), 4145 nucleotides long. NCBI's taxonomy places the organism in Eukaryota, Metazoa, Chordata, Mammalia, Rodentia, Muridae. The record is from RefSeq and is a predicted model, not a curated record.